Chroicocephalus ridibundus (black-headed gull) is the source of this 395-nucleotide messenger RNA. Its product is annotated as sentrin-specific protease 2-like. The transcript is spliced from 3 exons. The record is from RefSeq and is a predicted model, not a curated record. Gene Ontology annotation, cellular component: nucleus. Gene Ontology annotation, molecular function: deSUMOylase activity. Gene Ontology annotation, biological process: proteolysis; protein desumoylation. Lineage: Eukaryota; Metazoa; Chordata; Aves; Charadriiformes; Laridae. The annotation marks the transcript as partial.
UCUUGUUUUACAUCUCAAGCUUACUCUUUAUGGUACAGGUCAUCAAUUUCUACAUGUGUCUUGUGACGGAAAGAAGUAAGAGGGAGGGAUAUCCAUCAGUCCAUGCUUUUAGUUCGUUCUUUUAUGAAAAACUUACUUCUGGGGGCUACAAAGCCGUGGGAAGAUGGACGAGGCGUGUGGAUCUCUUCCAGAGGGACAUCAUCUUAGUGCCCAUUAACUUGCGUUUGCACUGGACACUAGCGGUCAUAGACACCAGAAAGAAGACCAUCAAAUACUACGACUCCCUGGGACAAGGAGGGGACAAGAUUUGUGAGACUUUGCUCAAAUACCUGCAAGAAGAAAGCUGUGAAAAAAGACACGUGAAGCUGAAUGUUUCAGAGUGGACUGUUCACAGC